This is a messenger RNA of Papaver somniferum (opium poppy), 3997 nucleotides long. RefSeq names its product protein PLASTID MOVEMENT IMPAIRED 1-RELATED 1-like. The record is from RefSeq and is a predicted model, not a curated record. The transcript has 3 exons. Lineage: Eukaryota; Viridiplantae; Streptophyta; Magnoliopsida; Ranunculales; Papaveraceae. The coding region runs from base 312 to 3767 and encodes 1151 amino acids.
UAAGACAACUAAGCACAAGAGAUUAGAAUUAGAAGAAGAGAGACAAAAAAUUUAUUUCUCCCAACCCCUCCAUUAUUUUCUUUCCUUCUUUCUUAUGAUUUCUUUACCGAGAGAGAAAGGGUGAUGAUGAUAAGAUAAUCAACAACAACAAGAAGAAAAACCCAUUUCUCUGGUGUUUUUCUUUUCUGAAAUAAUCCAUUUCAGAUUCUGGGUUUUCCUUCUCUCUGUUUCUUGGUAAUAACGAUGAAAUUGAAGCAGUAAUCAAAGGGGUUUUUGGAGUCUUGGUACAGGAAGUUGAAUCUCAGUUACAGAUGAUGUUGGCGAAAACUGAAUCUGGGGGGAAGAAAAAUAGUAGUAGUAGUAGUGAUAAGAGAUUGUUGCAUGAUAUAGAAGCAAUAAGUCAAGCACUGUAUCUGAACAAAAGCCCUUCAAAGGGAGGUUCUGUGCCUGCAUCUGAUAAUAAUCGAUCGAAAUCUGCGGGAAAAGCACGUUAUCCAGACACAAAGUUGAAGUCAAGAACUGUCAAGGAGGAUAAGAAACCAUCUAUAUGGAAUUGGAAGCCAUUGAAAGCUUUAGCGCCUAACCGAAGUCGAAGAUUCAAUUGUUGUUUUUCACUUGAAGUGCAUGCAAUCGAAGGUUUGUCGCUGAAUUUCGAUGAUACGAGCCUUUGUGUGCAUUGGAAAAGGAGAGAUGAAACUACACAGACGUCUCCUUCUAAAGUUGUACUUGGAGUAGCUAAAUUUGAAGAGACUUUACUGCAUAGAUGUUUUGUUAAUGGUAGUGCCAGUGGGCCGAAUCAUUCUGCAAAAUUUGAUGCGAAGCAUUCAAUGUUGUUUGUAUCGAUGGUUGGUUAUCCUGCUCUUGAUUUAGGGAAACAUCAGAUUGAUCUCACUAGGCUGUUGCCGCUUAACUUGGAGGAGUUAGAGGAAGAGAAGAGCUCAGGGAAGUGGACGACUAGUUAUAAAUUAUCUGGUAAAGGUAAAGGUGCUAGUUUAAAUGUUAGUUUUGGGUAUAUGAUAGUCGGGGAUGAUCAUGUUGAAUCACGUGGGAAUAGGAAUCCUCCUCCUGUGGCGUUGAACUCAAAGCAGAAUCGACUGAGUACUACCAGAAGUGUGAAGGGGUUCGGUAUUCGCGAUGGUGAAAAGGUACUUGUCCGUGCUGGAAGUCUUCCAACAACACCUAAUGAGCAAUCUCAUCGCUCGUCACAAUCCGUAGAAGAUGUUAAGAUACUUCAUGAGGUUUUGCCAAGUUCAAGGCAAGGCCUCUCAACUUCAGUCUCAUUACCUUGUUCAGAAUCUGAUGAAGGGACGGUGACUGCAGCUUUGGAGGAUUCUAAGACUGAGCCCGAGGUUUUCGCUGAACAAAAUGAUCUUCUUAAACCAAACUCACAUCCUUUGUAUGAGUGCAUGAAGGGAUGUUCUGGAGACGAAUGCGAAAUUCCUGAGUUUACUGUGAUCGAGCAUGGGAUUGAAAUGUGUGAGAAGGAAGAAGUGAAGCUGGAAGAAGGUACUGUAGAUCUCGAUGAUGGUACUGGAGUAAAAUCAAGUAAGGAGAAUGAUAACAUCAGUACAGACGAUGGGAUAACACUAGGAAAGGAUAUGAGUAAUAUUCCCCCAAGUGAUGAUUAUGCUAGUGACAAAGAAGAAUAUUUUCUGGAUAAUAUCAGUUCCAAGGAGAAUAACAUCGUAACCAAAGAAUCUAUAAUGGAGGAGCUGGACUCCGCUUUUCAAAGCCUGUCGAUGUUUACAUCAGAAGGGUUCGAGUCUCCCCAAUCUAAAGGUGAUUUUCUAGAGGAAGCAAAUUACAUGGAGUAUAAAUCAACUUAUAAAACAAGUAGGUCAGGAAAAUCCCUUAGUUUUGAUGAUGCUUCUUCAGAUACUGUUGCUAGUGAGUUCUUAGCUAUGCUUGGGAUAGAACAUAGUCCAUUUGGGGUAAGUUCAGAAAGUGAACCUGAUUCACCCAGGGAGCGUUUAUUGAGGCAGUUUGAAAAGGAAGCUUUAUCUGGUGGUUUAUUCGAUUUUGAUAUGGGGAAAGGGGAAGAGGCAGAAUUUGGUUACAGUGUUCCUACUGAAUCUGGAUUUGGGGACUCAUCUUUAGAUUUUGAAUUGCCACCAGUUGUGCAGCCUACUGAAGCAGGACAUCAUGGGAAUAAAACUAGCGCUAAAAUGUUGGAAGAUUUGGAGACAGAGGCUUUGAUGCGUGAAUGGGGAUUGAAUGAGAAGUCUUUCCAGCAUUCUCCACCUAAUAGUGCUGGUGGAUUUGGAAGUCCAAUUCAUCUACCUCCAGAAGAUUUUGCACUGCCUCCUCUUGCUGAAGGUUUGGGCCCAUUUGUACAGACAAAAGAUGGAGGAUUCUUGCGGUCUAUGAAUCCAUCACUUUUUAAAAACACUAAGAAUGUCGGAAAUUUGAUUAUGCAGGUUUCUAGUCCUGUUGUAGUUCCCGCACAGAUGGGUUCUGGUAUAAUGGAUAUAUUACAGGGGUUGGCAUCAAUUGGAAUCGAGAAGCUCUCAAUGCAAGCUAAUAAGUUGAUGCCCUUGGAAGAUAUUACAGGGAAGACAAUGCAACAAAUAUCAUGGGAAGCCGCUCCCUGCCUUGAAGCAGCCGAGAGUCAGGUUUUGAUGCAUCAUGAACCAAGUUUAGGGCUAGAUGCCCCUGGAAAGAAAAGGAGAAAAGCUAAAGGUGGUUCCUCUGGUCACAGGUCUAGUAAUUCGAUUAUGAAAGAAUCAGGUUCGGAGUAUGUAAAUUUGGAAGACCUUGCACCAUUAGCGAUGGAUAAGAUCGAGGCACUCUCAAUAGAAGGGUUGAGAAUACAAUCUGGGAUGUCAGAUGAAGAAGCACCAUCAAAUAUCAGUCCUCAAGCAAUAGGCGAAAUUUCUGCACUCGCAGGAAAGAGAGCUAACAUAGAUGGUUCUCUUGGUUUAGAAGGAGCUGGAGGAUUACAGCUGUUGGAUAUUAAAGAUGGUGACAAUGAUGUUGAUGGGGUGAUGGGUCUUUCAAUAACUCUUGAUGAAUGGAUGAAGCUGGAUUCUGGAAUGAUCCGUGAUGAAGACGAUCAAAUCAGUGAGCGAACCUCCAAGAUCCUUGCUGCUCAUCAUGCUUCCUCCACAGAACUGUUUAAUGGAGGGGGUAGAGGAGACAAGAAGAAGGGCAAAGGUAAGAAGUGUGGUUUAUUAGGUAACAACUUCACCGUAGGAUUAAUGGUACAACUUCGAGACCCCUUGCGCAAUUACGAACCUGUUGGAACCCCAAUGCUCGCUCUGAUUCAGGUGGAGAGGGUGUUUGUACCUCCCAAACCCAGAUUGUAUGUCACAGUCUCAGAAAAUCCGAAGAAUGAAGAUGACGAUGACGAGACUGCAACAAUAGUAGAGGUUUUGAAGGAUGUCAAGAAAGGCGAGAACAAAGAGGUUGAAGAAGAAGUUAUCCCUCAGUUCAAAAUCACAGAAGUUCAUGUUGCUGGUUUGAAAACCGACCCUGGCAAGAAAAAGCCUUGGGGAUCUAAGUCGCAACAACAAUCUGGAUCCCGCUGGCUGCUUGCUAGUGGAAUGGGAAAGAGCAAUAAGAACCCACUUAUGAAGUCAAAAGUUGUUGCAAAAUCAUCAGCACCUCAAGUGACAACAGCGGCAACAGUCCAACCUGGUGAUACAUUGUGGAGUAUCUCUUCUAGAGUUCAUGGCGAUGGUUCAAAAUGGAAAGACUUGGCGAAGCUCAACCCUCAUAUACGGAAUCCUAAUGUCAUAUUCCCUAAUGAAACUAUCAGAUUGCGGUGAGUUGAGUAUCUCCAGGAAGCAGGUGUACUUAUUCAAUUACAGUCAAAACUUAUAAUGUUCAUUAGUCGACAAUCAAUAACAACGCUGGUGAAAGGUAAAACUCGUUUUUACUUUUGUAUAUUGAACAUGUGUAGGCAGUAAUUAGAAAGUUGAUGCAGCAUCUCCUUAGCUUGUAAUAUCCUUUUCUUUGUGAAUGAAAAAGCUUGUUGAAUUGGAUCUUCUUGUUCUCA